Brenthis ino (lesser marbled fritillary) is the source of this 756-nucleotide messenger RNA. NCBI's taxonomy places the organism in Eukaryota, Metazoa, Arthropoda, Insecta, Lepidoptera, Nymphalidae. The record is from the annotation of a GenBank genome assembly.
AUGAAUAUGGUUUUAAGAAGUACUGCUAGACCAUUUUGUCGGUUGUUAUCAACAUCAUCGGUGAAACAAUGUGCACAACCGCCCAAGUUGAAACCGAAGAAGUCAUUCGGCCCAAUCACAUGGAAAUCGAUGACUGUAACUGCUAUAGCAGGAGGAGGAUUAACAGCCUUUAUGUUAUAUGUUAGGAAAGAAAAACAAGAUGCACUGGAUCGCGAAAGAAAGAGGCAAUUGGGUAAAGCAAAAAUUGGAGGGACAUUUGAACUGGUUGAUUCGCAGGGUAAAACAGUCAAGAGCAGUGAUUUCCUUGGUAAAUGGUUGCUAAUAUAUUUCGGCUUUACCCAUUGCCCUGAUAUUUGCCCCGACGAGCUGGAGAAGUUAGCAGAAGUAGUUGAUAAACAUGACAAUACUCCCUCUUCACCACCAUUACAGCCUUUAUUCAUUUCAGUAGAUCCACAGAGGGAUACACCAGAAAUCGUUGGAAAGUACUGCAAGGAAUUCACCCCACGGCUGCUUGGGCUAACGGGAACUAAAGAACAAGUUCAGCAAGCUUGCAAAUCAUAUAGGGUAUACUUUAGUUCAGGCCCACAAGAUGUUGAUAAUGAUUAUAUUGUGGAUCACACAAUUAUAAUAUACUUGGUAGAUCCAGAUGGAGAGUUCGUGGAUUAUUAUGGACAGAAUAGAAAUGCAAAGGAAAUCCAUGAAUCGAUGCUUGUAAAUAUUAAAAAAUAUGAACUUUCAAAAAAAUCUUCAUGGUUU